UAUCUGGCUCAGGCGGCUCGUCUGUCUCUAUGCUGUUCUGAUGUUGGGACGGGAGGCGCAGGAACUCGCACUGAAUUUACGGCUUAAAAGUGGAUAGACCGAUUUCACGAAUCAGUCUGGAUGGUGAAGACAAAGACGCGCGGUGUGGAAUUUUUCCAGCAAGUGCAUUAUAACGUCUUAUUUCUCGACUUUAUUUUUUUGCCCAGCUGCGUGUUCGUGGCUGAUUGAUCUGUCGAGUGAAACCAGCUAGCUGGCCAAGUUGUGGUUCGGCAGAUAGCUAAGCUAGGCUAACUAUCCGAUGCUGCCUCUGUGUAUAAUUAGUGUGCUAGGUUGGCCAGCCACCUAGCGGACUGUUUCUAGGAUCAUCUUGGACAGCCGUGUAGUCGAUGGUGGAGGUUCAUAAGUGUGGCUGAAGGGCUGAGACUGGGAGAGAAACACCACUCUGCACUGGAGGGAGGAGUCUAAUGCCUCAGAAAUGUGAAACUCAGUUAGUGUAGCCCCACCCCUUACAGGGAACCAAGGAACCAAACCUCUCAUCCACAGAAAGUUUGGAGGUUUUCAGCCAUGCUCCUCAAGCCAUACCCUAAGCCACAGGAUAAAGAACUUCAGCAGGACGGGGGACAGGAUGGCACAGGAAUUCUUGUGGGUCAACGGAGAGUACUCAGAACUGAGUGGGGUUUUCGCCAAGCGUGCAGUCUCAUGGGCUCGCCUGGCAACGGCACAGUUAACCGGUACCCCCUCAGUGUCAUCUCCACCAAUACUCUCCGUUGUACCACCAACAAUAUCAGUACCCCACCCACAAGAGCAAGUGGGGGUUUCUCCCACUCAUGGAGCCAUAAGAGCAAGACCUCUUCCUCUGUCACUACAUUCACAAGCUCAUUAGUGCUACUCUCCUCAUCAACUGGCAUGGAGAAUGAAGGCUCACUAGGAAUAUACCAAGGAGAGGAUGGAGAGGGAUCGUUGGACAUAUGGGCAGUCAUUAAGCCUGGGAACACCAAAGAAAAGAUUGCAAUAUUUACUGCCCAGAAAUGUAGUCACAUUGCUGCAGGUAGCAGUGACAAAGCUUCUGAGAAAGAGGGGAUUACAACAGAUUUUCGGACAAUAUCAAUGAAAAGCAAAGGUUGCUGGGAUGGUGAAUGGUCUAUGGCAAAGCGAAGGAAGCGGUCUGGAAAUCUUGACAAGUCAAGAUGCGUUACUCCUCCUGCACAAAAGUCUGAAUUCUGCACAGCACUUUUUAACUCCAACAAAAACUCAAAUGCUUUCUCUGGUAUAGCUGGGGACAUUGUGAAGACAGAUGGAGAAGAGGGUGGAAAAACGAUCUCUGUGGUUGAAAUGGUGGCAUACCUGGAACAGAGAGCUAGCGAUCAUGUAGACCCAAAACGUCCAUCAUUGCGAAGCUCCAGCACAAUUACUCUGUCCAAAGGUCUAUCACUGCUUCCUCCAGGUGAUCAGGUAUCUAAAGCUCCACAGCUACCAGAUGCCCAUGAGGAAGAGGAAUCCGUGCGAGUGCUGGACAUGGUUGCCAAGUUGGAAUCUCAGUGCCUCAGCAGACAAAGUAUGAGAGAUGGAGGAGACCUUUCGCGCAACAACAGCCUGCGGAGGAGGGUGGGACGUGUUUUGCUGGCAGGAUCUGAACCAUAUUCUGCAGUCUUGCCAAGCCAGGCUGCAUUGCCUAGCCUUCCUCAGGACAAGAGAGCUGACAGUCACUCAGAGCAAGUUGCUAGUGAUGUAGAUAAACCUGGAGCCCCACCAGAAGCCUGUGUGCCUGUGCUUUCAGAGCAUUUUGCACUCCGAGUUAGGAAUGUGAGUGAACAGGAGACGUGUGUUAAAGUAGACACAAUAAAUAGCCUGUACACUCUGGCCAGCUCAGAGACCCAUGAGUGCAUUGAAGAGCCUCUUCCAGGCAUGCUGUUCUUUGCUCAGUCUCCCCCUCAGGCUCCUUUGGAGCAGAGAUGUUCCUCUAUUUCUAAGCAUAGCUCCAUAUCACAAAAUACAGAGGACUACUCUAAUGACCAAAAGAAUGAACAGAGAGGGGCAGCACCACACAAACAGGCAUUGGAACCUCCUUUUGCUGAUGUGUCUUUCAGAGAGGAGAACAUGGAUAAAUUGGGGGACAGUCAUGAUUUGGAGCAAAUGGAAGAAGAGUUCGGUGUAAAUAAUCGGGGUCUUGUGCCUUUACGUCGCCUAGUGUCUCAUGAAUUCUUGGAGACCCGCUUUAAGAUUCAGCUCCUUCUGGAGCCCCAACAGUAUAUGGCAUUUCUGCCCCAUCACAUCAUUGUAAGGAUCUUUAGUUUGCUGCCUACUGAAAGCCUGGCUGCCCUCAAGUGCACCUGUCAUUACUUCAAGUUUAUCAUUGAGAGUUAUGGUGUGCGUCCCGCUGACUCCCGUUGGGUCAGUGAUCCGCGCUACAAAGACGAUCCCUGCAAGCAGUGUAAGAAGCGCUAUGGCCGUGGUGAUGUGUCACUUUGUCGAUGGCACCAUAAGCCCUACUGCCAGGCAUUGCCCUAUGGCCCUGGCUACUGGAUGUGCUGCAGGGGUGCCCAUAAAGACACACCUGGUUGUAAUGUGGGACUCCAUGACAACCGGUGGGUCCCUGCCUUUCAUAGUAUCAAUAUGCCAAUUUAUAAAAAAAGCAGGGACAGUGAAGAUGUGUAGUCUGCUGGAAUGGGAUGGUGUAUGAGCUUUUUUUUUUUUUUUUUGUUAGAGAUGUCCACAUGGCUGUAACCGGUGUGGGUGAAUACUGGUUCUUGUGCCUCUGCCGCCAUAUGAGCUUAUGUUUUGUUGUUGUUUUUUAGUUUUUUUUUUAAAUGUUGAAUCAGCUUGCAUCCACACUGCUGAAACUAACUAGAUGGCUGUAUUUUUGCAUCAGAUUCUCCUCUGCCCACCAACACAUCUAUAGAGCCUACUCAGGUCCUUAAAGUUGAUCUGCACUUUAACCUUUAAUUGCUGAAUUCUUGUAAAUUGUCCAGGGUACUUUCCGUUGUUUUUACUCUCAACAAGCAUUACUUUGUGUCGCACUAACUUAUUUCCCAGAGAACACUUAAACAUUUCCCAUUCGUUAUCAUUUAAUAUAUUAGACACAAAAAGCCUAACUUUGUUUUAGCAUACAUUUCAGUACAAUUAAUCCAUUGUUCUUUUCAUUACAGACAAGUUUGCUUAAAGAGCUUAAUAUAGAUUAAUGUUUGCCCCUUUGCCCAUCUUGUAAUUUCAAUUUACAAAUGUUCUGGGAUCAUGUACUAGUUAACAUUGUUUCUGGCUGGUCUGAAAGGUGAUCCCAGAUGUUUACACUGUACAUAGCAGAGACUUAUAUAAUAAUGGGGUGAAGAGUUUCUAUAACUUGGAAUGGGUCUUUGGGUGGAACACCUUUUCAUGUCUAUAUUUCGCAUUGCUUUCCUCUAGAUUUACAGUAUUUUGUUAAACUGUAAAAUGGCAAUGUGCAUGCCUUCAACUUAAGUAUUGGCACCUCCCUAGUAUGAUGCAGUGUUUCUAAUAGGGGAACCUUUUGAAUGUAGGGAGGCCGGUCAAUUGCAUUAUAUUUCCUAUGACCAUCUGGAUGGCAUCAGAUUAAAAAAAAAAAAAAAAGACCGUAUCCAUUGCAAUGUAAAGUAAAUGUCUCCAAAGUGCGUUUCAGAGUUUUAAAGAGCAUUAUUAUAAUACUUGUGCUGUUUCUGCCUUAUAAGGCAUUUUACUUCAAUAAAGUGUAUUCCUGGAAAAUUUGCAAGCUGCAUUUGUUUUGCUGUCAUACCCUUAGAACAUAUGAAUUGCAAACAUGUAAUGUGAAUAUCAUGCAACCUUAAAAAAGUGGGAGAAACAAAUAACAUGCUUUCUAUUAUUUUGAGAUUUAUGAAGGAAAAGUGGUGAGCUUUAUUUUGUGUUCAAGACUGAAAUGUCUGUGUAAAUUCAGUGGGCACAGCUAUAUUUUGAGAGUGGUUUCUUUUCUGUAAGGAUUGAUCCAGAGUGUUUGGAGAUGAGUUGCAGUUAAGCAAUGUGAAAUGUUUUACACUCUUCUACCUGGUCUGGUCUGGUCUUUCAAAGUAGGAUUUGACUAAUCCUGCUUUGAGCUAUAUGAAAGUAAUAUGUAAAUACUUAAUGUUUGGGCAGAGAAAUAUUGCCAAUAACCAAAUGUAUCCAAGUAUUGUUGGCCUUUCCCACUUUUCACACCCCUUUAUGUAUAUACUUGGCAUUUCUUUUUCCCUGAUAAAUGAUGGCCUUUAAGUGCACAGUACAAUGAGUGGAUGAACACAAUUCACUGGGCAAUAAAACAUAUGAAAAUA
This is a messenger RNA of Ictalurus punctatus (channel catfish), 4274 nucleotides long. RefSeq names its product F-box protein 34 (gene fbxo34). Lineage: Eukaryota; Metazoa; Chordata; Actinopteri; Siluriformes; Ictaluridae. Gene Ontology annotation, molecular function: protein binding. The coding region runs from base 565 to 2655 and encodes 696 amino acids. The record is from RefSeq and is a predicted model, not a curated record. The transcript has 4 exons.